AUGGUCGGCAGUGUGCAGCCCGGAGCGAACUCGCGUGGUCGCGGCGGCAAGUUCCGCAAGUUUACUCGUGGAGGCGGCAAGCACUUUUCGCGUGACCUGCGACCUCUCGACGCGGACGGCAACGAGAUCAGCAUGUGGGCCGAGGGUGCGCAGAAGAAGGACAAGGGAUCCGACGACGACUCAGAGGAGUCGGAGGAAGAGUCGGAAGAGGAGUCAGACGACGAGGGCGCCGCAUCCAGCGCGGCCGCAGUAGCAGCAGCGGCGGCAUCGCGCGAGGACCGCAAGAAGGAGAAGAAGGCACGCAAGGAGGCAGCGAUUGCGCGAUCCAAGGGCCGGGCGGUACAGGUGGGUGACCUGCCAUCGGACGAGGAGGAGGAGGAGGAGGACGACGACGAUCUGCCGGCCAACCCGAACCACAGCAAGGCCAGCCGCAACCAGACACAGGCCGGCGCGGCUGAUCCACAUUCGGCGGCCAAUGCGGCCAAUGCGGCGGCCGAUGCCGUCAAGGAGCUCAGCCUCGGCAGCAGCAGCAGCGCGGCUGCCGGCACGCCCAGCCGCAAGGAGCGUGAGUCCAUGGAGGCGCUGCAGGCCAAAGAGCGCUACCGACGCCUGCACGAGCAGGGCAAGACGGACGAGGCCAAGGCGGACCUGGCUCGGCUGGCGCUCAUCCGGGAGAAGCGUGAGCUUGAGGCGGCUCGGAAGCAGGCCGAGAAGGAGGCUCGAGAUGCGGCCGAGGCGGCCCGGAGAGACGGGACCGAGGCCAAGAAGCGCGAGGCUGCCCUGGGCAAGUCGGCCAAGGCAAAAGGCAAGAAAUAA
This is a messenger RNA of Grosmannia clavigera kw1407, 816 nucleotides long. RefSeq lists its product as uncharacterized. Gene Ontology annotation, cellular component: cytosol. The record is from RefSeq and is a predicted model, not a curated record. NCBI's taxonomy places the organism in Eukaryota, Fungi, Ascomycota, Sordariomycetes, Ophiostomatales, Ophiostomataceae. Bases 1 to 816 code for a protein of 271 amino acids. The transcript has 3 exons. Gene Ontology annotation, molecular function: RNA binding.